Molecule: messenger RNA, 590 nt
Organism: Aspergillus aculeatinus CBS 121060
Lineage: Eukaryota; Fungi; Ascomycota; Eurotiomycetes; Eurotiales; Aspergillaceae
Exons: 1
Coding region: 82-549 (155 amino acids)
Source: RefSeq, a predicted model, not a curated record
AAUAAUAUUUCUUUCUCGCCCCUUCCUCUACCUACACCUGCCCACCCAGUACAUAUUGAGAUUAGUCUUCCGGGUGUGAUAAUGGCCUUUUGCUUCCUGCUGGGGGCUAUGCGAGGCCCACUGGACUUGCAACUUCUUGCAUCGCAUCCCGGGAGAUCUCUGCUUUGUUUCGUGAUACCAGAUUGGCUUUGGGGAUGGGAUACUGGACUUGAUUGGGGAGUCAUAGAGUUAGUCUUAGGUAAUUUCUUUGGGGGUUUCGUCGUGGAACGGAAACCUGAAGAAUGGAGAAAAUCAGGGAGGAGAGAUCCUGGGGGCGAUGUGAUUCGACUCUACGUAGUCGACCUGGUUUUGUUUUUUCCGGAGGGGGGGCGGGGAUCCCCAUUGUCACAUUUGAAUGACAUAAAUUCAUUAGCGCAGUUCUGGAGUCUCAGUUUCAGUUUUCUCUGUUGUGGAUAUGGAUACCAAUUGAAGAUUGUUGUGCUGAAUGCUUUAGUGUUUGUGGUUGUAGAUGGAGGGGGUCAAUCCAGUCCUCAUCUUGGUACUGUCUGAUUCGGAAGGAAGUUGUGAAUGUUAGAUAUUGAAUACCAUCA